AAUUUUUAAUCUUCAGCCCUGACACAUGUCUUACUUGCUCCUCCACUAUAAACUACACGGAGUAACUCUCUCGACUGUCCAGCACUCCAUCCGCUCAGCCCUUUCACUUCCUGCUGACCCACCAUGCCGAAACAGGGCAUCGGUCCCUGCCAAGACCUGGCAAUGGCUUCCUUUUCUCCUGCUGGGCGCUGGUUCCCGAUCCCCCGAUCGAGCGCUUUGCAUGUAACCUGCUGGUGUCUCGGGGGAUCAUUGGGUAUCAGCUGUCAGCCGCAGAACAUGCAGUUCCCCAAUGAUGAAUAUGUAGAUAACAUUGUGCGGCUAAGUAUGCAGUUUGCUGCCUUCGUUGCCUAGCAUCUGGAUUGCCUUUGUUGCCUUCGCUUGCAGGCCGUGAUCCUCGGAUACGAACUAUCCGUGUAGCCUCGACGCGUCAGCUUGUA
This is a messenger RNA of Aspergillus eucalypticola CBS 122712, 437 nucleotides long. RefSeq lists its product as uncharacterized. The transcript has a single exon. Lineage: Eukaryota; Fungi; Ascomycota; Eurotiomycetes; Eurotiales; Aspergillaceae. The record is from RefSeq and is a predicted model, not a curated record. Bases 124 to 351 code for a protein of 75 amino acids.